Kogia breviceps (pygmy sperm whale) is the source of this 3643-nucleotide messenger RNA. It is a transcript of the gene ACADL, whose product is annotated as acyl-CoA dehydrogenase long chain. Gene Ontology annotation, molecular function: flavin adenine dinucleotide binding; long-chain fatty acyl-CoA dehydrogenase activity. The record is from RefSeq and is a predicted model, not a curated record. Lineage: Eukaryota; Metazoa; Chordata; Mammalia; Artiodactyla; Physeteridae. Gene Ontology annotation, biological process: long-chain fatty acid catabolic process.
GACCACAGGGGAUCGCGGCUCCGGGCUCCGGAAGGGCGCCCAGGGCGCAUUUACCAGGGCGGCUGCGCGACGUUUUUCCGGCGGUACUGCACGGAGGAAGGUCCUGGGGACAGUCUGCUGGCCCGGCGCCUCGCCUUGCGCGCUCAGAGUCACCGAGAAGACGAGUCCGUCCACCCUGCAGCCCCUCGUUGUCCCAGCCAUGGCCACACGCCUCCUCCGCGGGGCCCUACGCUUGUGGGGCGGCCGCUGUGCGCCGAGCGUGCCGCCGGCCUCGAGAUGUUCUCAUUCUGGAGGGGAGGAACGUCUAGAAACUCCUUCUGCUAAAAAAUUAACAGAUAUAGGAAUUAGAAGAAUCUUCUCUUCAGAACAUGACAUUUUCCGGGAAAGUGUAAGGAAGUUUUUUCAAGAAGAAGUGAUUCCUCAUCAUGCAGAAUGGGAGAAAGCUGGAGAAGUGAGUAGGGAGCUUUGGGAAAAAGCUGGAAAACAAGGACUGCUUGGUGUCAAUAUUGCAGAGCGUCAUGGUGGCAUUGGGGGGGACUUGUACUCGUCAGCUGUUGUUUGGGAGGAGCAAGCAUAUUCGAAUUGCACAGGCCCAGGUUUUAGUCUUCAUUCGGAUAUUGUCAUGCCCUAUAUUGCAAACUAUGGCUCAGAAAAACAGAUUAAGCACUUCAUCCCCCAGAUGACUGCAGGGAAAUGUAUUGGUGCCAUAGCAAUGACAGAGCCUGGGGCUGGAAGUGAUUUGCAAGGAGUGAAAACAAAUGCCAAAAAAGAUGGAAGUGACUGGAUUCUCAAUGGAAGCAAGGUAUUCAUCACUAAUGGGUGGCUAAGUGACGUUGUGAUCGUAGUGGCAGUCACAAAUCGUGACGCUCGCUCUCCUGCCCAUGGCAUUAGCCUUUUUCUGGUGGAAAAUGGAAUGAAAGGAUUUGUCAAGGGACGAAAGCUACAUAAAAUGGGACUAAAAGCCCAGGAUACUGCAGAAUUAUUCUUUGAAGAUGUACGUUUGCCAGCGCGUGCCCUACUUGGAGAAGAGAAUAAAGGCUUCUAUUACCUCAUGCAAGAGCUUCCACAGGAAAGGCUACUGAUUGCUGACUUGGCAGUUUCAGCCAGUGAAUUCAUGUUUGAAGAAACCAGGAACUACGUUAGACAAAGAAAAGCUUUUGGGAAAACAGUUGCACAUAUACAGACAGUGCAGCAUAAGCUAGCAGAAUUAAAAACACACGUUUGUGUAACCAGAGCUUUUGUGGACAGCUGUCUCCAGCUGCAUGAAAUGAAACGUCUGGACUCUGCCACUGCUUCCAUGGCGAAAUAUUGGGCAUCUGAGUUACAGAACAGUGUAGCUUAUGACUGCGUGCAGCUGCAUGGAGGUUGGGGAUACAUGUGGGAGUACCCAAUUGCAAAAGCUUAUGUGGAUGCCCGAGUUCAGCCAAUCUAUGGUGGUACCAAUGAAAUAAUGAAGGAGCUAAUUGCAAGAGAGAUCGUCAGUGACAAGUAGACAUCUGCCCACAUCCUGGAAUCCUAUUACAACUAAUCUGGUUUUAAAUCUACUCAAGAUAAAAUACAACCUGGAAAGGGAGGGAACACUAAACAUGUUUUUAUAUGCUCUCUCUACAGAGAAAGAAAUCAAAUACAAAUACAAGAUUAACACAGUGGGAGGAGAAAUCUUUGAAUCCAAACAUCCUAAAGUUUUCCAAUGUAAAGGUUGGUAGGAUCCUAAACCUUUCCAAUUAAAAGGUUUAACUUUUAAUUUUUUAUAUAGCUAAAAGGCAAAGAUUUUCUGAUUCUAGAAGCCUUAAUGUUUCAUGUAUCCUUAAAAUUCUGAAAGAGCGUAGUCACUUAGAUCUUUAAAAUUGAGGCAGAAAUAAUUUUGUUAUUAUACUAUAAAAAUGGGAUUAAUAUGCACAGCACAUUGACUUUAAAAAGGAAAAAUAAAUAUAAUUUAUAAUGCAAAAUACGUUUAGCUAUCUCUUAGUCCAAAUUCCCCGGAACAGUGGUUUCUACCACCCUAUCCUAAACCUCUGUUUUUAAGUAAUGAAACACUUUCUUCAAGCCAAAGCUUAUGCCAAGUCCUUGUGAAAUCCUGUUGUGUGAAGAACUGCUCUGGUUGAAGCAGGAAGCCUUCCUAACUUAUGGCCUUAGAAUCACUAGACUCAGCUAAGCAAAUCCCCACUAGAGAAUGCCAGUGGUUGCCUCGACCACUGACCCCUGGGCUUUCAACAGAUGUCCAUCCCAGUUUAAUUUCUAGGAGAACACAGAAUAAUCCAUCAUCCUUUAGUUUCAAGAUAUUGAUGUAUUUAUAGGUAUCAAAACAGUGACUUUUAUUUUGGAGCAGUGUAAUUUUUUAAUUAAUUUAACAGACUUAUACUUUGUGUCAUCUAUAAACUAGGCUGUUAAAAAUAUGAUGAGAAAUAUGAUUUUAAAAAUUGGCAAGAUCCCUGCUAAUGAGUGAAGAAAUAAGUUGUAAUAAAUAAGGUAAGAAGCAAGUAAAUAAACAAAAUAAUUUCAAAUAAUGAUAAAGGCAGUAAAGGAAAUAAAGUAAGCAUUUAAAGUAGGAAAGUGAGGAAACGACGUUUGGUUUGAGACUAUUAUCAAAAAAUAAGCCAUUGAUUUGUAAACUGAUAGCAUCAUUUUAGUACUUGUUUUUCUUUGCAUAUAUUGCUGAGACAGUGAAUAAAGUCGUUUCUAAAUGGAAAUAAAUAGGUGUAUUCUUGUUUAACUUAGAGAACCUAAACCUUUUAUUUGGUGUUGUGGGUAUUAAGCAUUGUUUUUUAAUGCAGUCUUUACAACUGGGUAGAGCAGAGAGUAGAGAAAAUACUUUGAUACCAUUCUAUCCUAGUCUUAUAUACCUUCAAUUUGCUCUUGAGUUGAAGUUUGUAUGAUUGCCAACUUGAGUCCUUGCUCAGUAAAUACCAUGCAAAAUUGGUUAAAAUAAAUUCUUAUUAGAUAUUACUGUAUUUGCCACUUUCACCUCACUUCUACUACCAGGAAACAAUAGAGAAUUAGACCAACUGCCCAGCCCCAGCCCCUUUCCCAGGUUUAAAGGAAACUAGAUUUUAGGAAUUAAACAUCUGUAGGAUAAACAGUAAAGUAACAUAGUAGGAAAUGCCUGCUACGUAGAGGUGGACAAACCUAGGUUUGAAUGAUGACUCUACCAUUUAGCAGCCAUUGGACCUUGGGCAAAUUAUUUAACUUCUCAGGAUUCUUUCAGGUACAAAUGACAAAGAAACCCAAUUCAGACCAUCCUAGGCAAAAACUUGUGUGCUAGCUAAAAUGAAUUGUGGAGUACCUCAUACAAUCUAAAGAACUGUAGGAGCUCGUGUCUCAAGGGCCUGAUUGAGGUUCAGGACUGUCAGCACUUACACUAUAUCCGUUUAUUUCUACUUUUCUUUGCAAAUUGGCCUAAUGCACACUGCAGAGAAAUUUCAUCACAGGGCCUGUAAAAAUGACCUUGGGCUGCUCCAGGCCUACAUCCUUCAGCACAAUAUCAUUAUAAGGUGGGGAAAGGUGCACUAUAAUUGACAAUCUCAUCAGGAGCACACAGACUGGGGGAAGCAGUUCCUGAAGCAGAGAGUGGUAUUAUCAAAAGAAAGGGAACAGAAGGUCUGCUGGGCAGCCCUUAAUCACGCUCACACACACGCACAAAGUU